Molecule: messenger RNA, 2590 nt
Organism: Monomorium pharaonis (pharaoh ant)
Lineage: Eukaryota; Metazoa; Arthropoda; Insecta; Hymenoptera; Formicidae
Product: THAP domain-containing protein 1
Exons: 7
Coding region: 162-1127 (321 amino acids)
Source: RefSeq, a predicted model, not a curated record
UUGAAACACAGCCUUUACUUCCACCAUGUGCCAGUCCAUAUCUAUAAAUUCUAUAAGGUCUAUGGCUCUCAGGCUCUCAGGCUUUUCUGUGGUGUUUAUAUUGCACGCAAAUUUGUUAGGAAAUGUGUGUUUAGUUAUAUUUAUUUAUUAAAAUAGGAAAAAUGACUGGUUGCUGCGUCCCAGGAUGUAACAACAGUAGCAGAAAAGGUUUUUCGUUAAGACGAUUUCCAUCGAAUAAUGAACGGAAGGCAUUAUGGAUAUUAAAAAUAAAUCGAAAGAAUUGGAAACCUACUGCAUACUCACACAUUUGUGAAGUCCACUUUGCUAAAGAUAUGUGGGAAAAACCUCGAAUCGAUGGUAAAAAGAAAUUAAAAUAUAAUGCUGUGCCAACAAUUUUUCCUACUGUUCAAACAGUAAAUAAAAACAAGGAAAUUUCUUAUGCAAUAAACCAUCUCCAAGAACAUCAUAGUGCAGCAACUUGUGCAGCAACAUCCAAGUUGAAUGUUCAAGAUUUAUCAACUUUGAAAUCUGCUUUAUUGCAAGUAGAAGAAUUGAAGGAAAAACUUGAAGAAACAAAUGAAAAGCUUCAAAAAGCUUACGCAGUUAUCCGUGAAGCUCAAGAAACAAAACAAAACUUGUUGCAACAAAUAAGAGAAUUGAAAAGCAAAAGGAAACUAAGCUUAGAAAAAAGUUCGUUAAAAUCCUUAGAAAUAUUACGUAAAGUUUUCAAUAAUGAUCAAAUUAAAUGGCUUCAACAAGAUUCUCCUACACAGAAAGUGCAUAAAUGGUCUGAGGAAACAAUUAAAAAAGCGUUUAAAUUAAAACUUUGUUGUUCUGAAAAUGGCUACAAAGAACUCUUGAAUCAAAAUAUUCCUCUGCCAGCAUUGCGUACACUCAGGAGGAAUAUUAAGGUAUUAAACUAUCAACUAACAUCUGAUGAAAUCUAUGAAAUUUUAAAUGAUAAAAUAACACGAUUUCAAAAUGAUAGAGAGAAGGAUUGCAUGUCAGCACUUGAUGAAAUUAGUAUUAUUCCUGAUGAACAAAACGAUACAUCAAACGAUACAACAAAUUGUAAUAAAAUAAAAGUUAGGACAAUUAAUAUGAUAAAUAGAGACGUAAUGCGUUAAAUUGUUUAGCAGAUGAACAAAAGAAAAAAAUUCUAAAACAACAGCUUUAUUUAUAAAUAUUAUUGAAAUGGUUUAUAUUAAUUACCUCACAAAUUUCAUUAGUCGCUUUAGGAAAAAAAUACUAAAAAUGAAAGAUCUAUAUAUAUUUAAUAAAAGAAUUAAGUUUCUAAAUUCUGUCAUUGAUUUGUUUCGAAAUAUGGAAAUUGAGAAAGAUGCAAAAUUUAAACCUAUACAAGUCUAUAUUAUAAUAAUACAAUCUCUUACCUAACCUAACUGAUAAAAUAUUUUUAAUAUUUUUAGCUUAUUUAAAUUGUGUACCGACACUCAGUUUUGAAACAGUUACUAGCUAGAUAUUAAUGUUCAAAAACAUCUUAGUAAGUAAGUAAGUUUCCUCAAACAACCGUAAAUAAUUUAUUGCGAAAAAUAAUACCUUAAUUUUUUGUUCUUGUUCAAACAUGUAAAAAGUAAAUACAAAUUAUUUAAUAAUUAUUUUAAUGUUAAAAAUAUAAGUUUCCUACAAUAUGAAAAUAUCGAUUAGCAGUUUAUAAUAUAUGUAUAAUCAAAGGUUGUUCUCGCAUUGGCGUAUUGCUCCCGCGUACAAUCGACAAAAUUCAGAUGUCGCUAGCGAUAAUUCGAUGCUACUUCAUUUGACAUCGCAAAAAUGCUGAUAUUCUCGCUUGAGACAUCAAACCAACAACAUUCUCUAAUACUGCCGCGAGCAACUUUGGGCUAUAAAGUGCAAGAGGAAAAAGAAAGAAAAAUGUGCUGUAGACCAAUGAAUCAGCUAAUACCGCCGGAGCGAUCAUCCGUGUCAACCCCUUUUGGACAAGGUAGACUCAUUUCGGGCGAUCAGGCGGUUAGUAUGGCUGGCAGUCAGGCGGCUGAUGCGCCUGUCGAUCACGAUGCUUACGCAGGUGAAGAAUCGCCACGGGAUAGAAGAGAUGUUGCAAGGGAUAUCGUUAUAGUCGAUGCUUUAAUACGGAUUAUAAUUGAACUGCAUGCCCGCAAUUUAUAGAAGGCGACCACGCGAUGUUUAGGACAACGGAGACGACUGGGGACCCCAUUGCUAGAUUAGCUCUUCCGGCAACUUUCCACAGGAAUCCUUCCUACUAAUCUCACCACUGCCACCAGAAAUGUUAUGCCUCCGUGAGGGAAUCACAAGAUCGUGCGUCAGGAGGGUGCAAGAAAAUGUGCAUCAAUACAUAAUUCCCAGUUUACUUCCCCAGUUGAUUAUCAAUCAAACAUUACACAAUAAGUGUUAAUGCAUCUAUUAGUAACACGUACAAUAUGUUAACACUACAUUAGCAAACAUUGGUUAAACAUUAGCUAAAUAUAUAUAUGUAUUUAUGUUUUAUACAUAUUGUGCAUAUACAUAUUGCGUAUAUACAGUAGCGUGUAAAAGUUAUGAGUAAAAACAUUUUUAUUACAUAUUUAUUAAACGAUAAUUAUUUAAAAAAGACUUA